ACCACUGCCACUCACCCCCGAUACUAUCGAUAUUAUCGGUCGUCUCGCAUCUCUAGCUACCAUUUUGCAAAUUUUUUUGCUCAACACGUGUUCGACGCUCGGCUCUUUUAAAUUAAUAUCAACCAAAUAACUGCAAUGGCUGAGGAAUCUUUCUAUGGUGUCACUUUGACCGGCGAAAGCAAUAGCGUGACGUGGGACGUGGACGAGGACUACGCACGAGGCCAGAAGCUGGUGAUCAAACAGAUUCUGCUGGGCGCGGAAGCCAAGGAGAAUGAGUUCAACGUGGUGGAGGUCAACACAGUGAAGGACUCUGUGCAAAUUCCAAUUGCUGUGUUGAAGGCAGGCGAGACGCGCGCCGUCAAUCCCGAUGUGGAGUUCUACGAGUCGAAGGUCACGUUCAAGCUGAUCAAGGGCAGUGGACCGGUGUACAUUCAUGGCCACAACAUCAAGGACGAUGUCGAGGUGGUCGACAUGGAGGAGGAGGAUGAGGAGGACGAUGUUGCCGAGGACGAGGAGGAUGAUCACCCAAAGAAGCGUGCAAAGAUCGAGCAGAAUGCCGCCGCCGCUGCUGGCGAUAAAAACGCCAAGAACAAGAAGAAGUAAAAGCCGCCACCGGACACGAAGAGCCGGAAAAUAAAUCAUCGUAAAUCGUCAACCACCAUCCCCAGCGAUGAUGGUUUAAGCUAUUUCUUCACGUGUAGAUUUAACAAGCAACAAAGUGUUUUAGGCCCUAUUUUACAAUACGAUACAUAACAUACUGAGAAUACAAUUUAGUUCCUUUUGAACGAGAACAGCUCCUUAACCUAAACUUUAAACCUCCUAACUCUAUAUUAUUACAUUCAGUUCAAAGACAACGUUGUGUGCUCGUCUCGUGUAAUCUUAAGCGGAAAGUCCACACACCAAAUCGAACACACAGAGAUUUGUAUAUACAUAUAUAUAAAACCUACAACUAAACAACUAAA
Molecule: messenger RNA, 962 nt
Organism: Drosophila subobscura
Lineage: Eukaryota; Metazoa; Arthropoda; Insecta; Diptera; Drosophilidae
Product: nucleoplasmin-like protein
Exons: 3
Coding region: 136-603 (155 amino acids)
Biological process (GO): chromatin remodeling
Cellular component (GO): nucleoplasm; cytoplasm; nucleolus
Molecular function (GO): histone binding; chromatin binding; RNA binding
Source: RefSeq, a predicted model, not a curated record